This is a messenger RNA of Penicillium paradoxum, 957 nucleotides long. RefSeq lists its product as uncharacterized. Bases 1 to 957 code for a protein of 318 amino acids. NCBI's taxonomy places the organism in Eukaryota, Fungi, Ascomycota, Eurotiomycetes, Eurotiales, Aspergillaceae. The record is from RefSeq and is a predicted model, not a curated record. The transcript is spliced from 3 exons.
AUGUCUCUCGCCAAGAACAUCCUCCUAUUCGGCGCGACGGGCAACAUCGGCUCGUUCAUUCUGGACGCCAUCCUCUCCAAGCGGUCCCAAUUCGGCCGCGUCGCCAUCUUCACUUCCCCACAUACAGCCGAAAAUAAGGCCUCACAGCUAAACAAGCUAAAGGAGCAAGGCGUCGAGGUGAUCGUAGGCAAUGUCGAAGAUGAAAAUGCCGUCAAGGCAGCAUACAAGGGAAUCGAUACUGUAAUCUCAGCUCUGGGUCGUAAUGCCCUGGCCCAGCAGAUCCCGCUUAUCCGCCUGGCAGCUGCCAGCACCAGCGUGAAAUGGUUCUUGCCCUCUGAGUACGGCACAGAUAUCAAGUAUGGGCCGGCUUCGGCGAAUGAGAAGCCGCACCAGCUGAAGCUGAAGGUGCGCGCGUAUAUCGAGAACGAGAUCUCGCGUGACGACCUUGCCUACUCGUAUGUGGUUACUGGUCCGUUUGCGGAGAUGUAUCUCAAUCUCAUGCCUGGGUUGGAGGAGGCCGGUGGGUGGGAUGUUAAGAAGCGGAAGGCCGUCUUGCUAGGCGAGCAGGGAGCGGGGGAUAUUAGUUUGACGACGAUGAAAGACGUUGGAACUCUUGUCUUGAAUACUCUGCUUCAUGCUUCGGUUGAGACGCGCAAUGCUGCUUUGUGCGUCAAUUCAUUCACUACGAGCCCUGAUCAGAUUCAGGCGGAAUUUGAGCGCCAGCUUGGUGGUCAGUCGUGGGAUGUGUCUCGCGCAUCGCUGGCAAAGUUGCGUGAAUCGGAGGCGGCGGCGUGGGAGGCUGGGAAUCCCGCGGCUACUGUGUUGACUUUGCGUCGGAUCUGGGGUGAAGGUGGCACGCUGUAUGCAAAGCGGGCUAAUGAAUUAAUAGGAGAACCUAAGGUGAUGGGGUUGGAGGAGGUGGUUGCGAAUGAGAUCCAGAGGGUAUCAAAGCUGUGA